Dalotia coriaria is the source of this 2039-nucleotide messenger RNA. RefSeq names its product probable tubulin polyglutamylase ttll-15. The transcript is spliced from 2 exons. NCBI's taxonomy places the organism in Eukaryota, Metazoa, Arthropoda, Insecta, Coleoptera, Staphylinidae. The record is from RefSeq and is a predicted model, not a curated record. Gene Ontology annotation, biological process: protein modification process. The coding region runs from base 96 to 1805 and encodes 569 amino acids.
UUGAAUAUAAUUAUAUAGUUGGCUUUGAAACGCUUUUUAACUCAAUUGAUUACAACAAAGUUAAAAUUUUAAGUGUCAAUAAAAAUUCCUAUAAAAUGGCUUCCGAAGAAUCCAUCCAAGAAUCUAAUACAAGCGAUUUUUAUAUUAAAGAGACAACCCCUUUUCCGCUUGAAGAAGAACUAGAAGAAGUUCAAGAUCCAGUUGAAAAAUCAGGAAAACCUGAUUCAAAUAGUACUAAAGAAAUAUCCCAGGAUAAACUCCCAAUUAAAGAAAAUCAAACACCCUCGAGUCCUAAACGUCAGACAUUUAUAGAAUGUUUAUUAGCAUGCGAGAAACUAAAAGUAACAUCAAUAUUGAUUACUGUCUUUGCCAUUAUAACAAUGGUGUACUUGGGAAGAAUAAGUGAUGAUCGGAAACAAAUACAAAGUUCUAGAGUUUAUUUAACCGACGUUACAAUUGACCAUGUUACAAAAGGAAACACUUUAAAACAUGUCUGGAGAGUUUUAAACUCUUUAGGGUAUAGACAAGAUAAAUCUAUAACAUCUCUCAAAGAUUUGUCUAUGGACAACAAAGAUUGGAAUUUAUUAUGGACAUUUAAUUAUACUUUUAUAGACCACUAUGAAAAACUCAAAAAUUUGGGAGUUUAUCAAAAAAUAAAUCACUUUCCUGGAUGUGAAUACAUAACAGAAAAAGAUAAACUCAGUACAACACCUUUGAAAUAUAAUUUACCAGCUUUUAAGCUUCCAAGUGAAAAAGAAACAUUUUUAAAUUUUGCCGCAAAACAUCCUGAAAAGAAAUAUGUUAUAAACCACAACAGGCAAGGUAAAAUCGAAAUAAAAUCUUCAGAAGAAAUAAAAACAGGCGGAUACCUAGAUACAAAUGGAUCAUUUAUACAAGAAUUCUUAGAAAAACCUUUAUUAGUUGGUGGUCACAUGUUUAACAUUGAAGUCUACACUAUCAUAACCUCAAUUGAUCCACUCAGGAUUUAUAUUUACAACGGAGAUUUUCCUUUGAGAUUCUGUCCAGAAAAAUUCCAUCCAUUUGAUUCUAAAAACGUUGAUAAAUAUGUCGUGUCAGAUAUUCAUCCGGAUAUUGAUAUAAUACAAAACUUAUAUGAUAAGUUAGGUUAUCGUUGGCGAGAUAGUCUUUCUGCGUACUUAACUAUUGCAGGUCGCAACACUGCUUACAUUUGGAAUCAGAUUGAUGAAGCUAUUGGUAUGGCUAUAGUCUCAAAACAAUCUGAUAUCAAAAAAGUCAUGGCACAGUAUAAAUCAAAACGAAAUUUUUUUGAACUACUAAGAUUUGACUGUCUUAUUGACGAGGAUUUGAAUGUAUUUAUAUUAGAAGCAAAUAUAAGUCCUAAACUAACAUCAGAGCGCUAUGGAAAGAAUGUGUUAAUCUAUGAGCAGGUUUUGUUCAAUUUGUUUGGUUUGGUUGGACUGGCAGAUAGAAUUCAAAAAGAUUUAUCUCAUAAAUUUCAAGAGAAUAUUGAAAUGGAAACAAGCGAGAAGAAUAUAUUAGUACAGCCGAAUGUUUGUUCUGGAUCAGGUUGCAAAAAUAAUUGUGUUGAUUUGGUUUGUAAGGUGUGCAAAUUCUGUUUACAACAAAACAAAGAACUUGAACAGGAUCUCAGAGAAGCUCAUAGGGAACACUUAAAUAGAGGCGAUUGUAAAAGAAUUUAUCCACCAGCAAUGAAGCAGUUUAGCAAGUUACCAGAGACAUUAAAAGAAUUACCUGAAAACGACCAACUGAUGUAUUUAUGGUUUCAAGAGAAAUGCAAUUUAGACAGUACUUGGUGUUCAUAAUGAUUAUAAUCCUAAAGAAUCACUCUGUACUUUACAUUUUCACUUUGAGCGACAAAUGUUUUUCGGUGAUCGCAAGCGAUUGUUUCAUUUCUGUGACUUGUUUCUCAGUCAAUGCUGGUAAUGGUGCUCUAACAGGACCAUAGUUGACGGUGGAUUUUAAAUUCAUUGCCACUUUCAUUGAUGGUACCCAACCACAUCCUAAAUAUUAGAAAUAAAAUAAAUACAUAGAUUAUU